AUGGCAACACCAAUCACUCACUUGUUUACUCUUAUGUUCUUGUUCACCUUCUUCCACUGCACAUCAUCUCUUCUGAACCCUCAAGAUGAGGUUGGAUUUCUAGUUGAACUCGAUCAUGAUGUUAACAUGGUCCAAAGCAAGAGAUGUGACUUUUCUGAUGGAAAAUGGGUUUAUGAUGAUUCUUACCCUCUCUAUGAUCCUAACUGCCCUUAUCUCAGUACUGCAGUUACUUGUCAAAAGAAUGGUAGGCCAGAUUCUGACUAUGAGAAGUGGAAGUGGAAACCAAAUGCUUGUUCUAUCCCAAGGUUUGAUGCACUAAGGUUUCUUGGAAAUAUGACAAGGAAGAGAAUAAUGUUGGUAGGUGAUUCAAUAAUGAGAAAUCAGUGGGAGUCUUUAGUUUGCUUAGUGCAAGGAGUAAUACUAACUGGUAGAAAAAAGGUGACCUAUAAUGGACCUGCAAUGGCCUUCCAUGCUAUGGAUUUUGAGACAUCGAUUGAGUUUUUCUGGGCACCGUUGCUAGUAGAACUGAAGAAAGAUCAAGGAAACAAGAGAGUUUUACAUUUGGAUUUGAUAGAAGAAAAUGCAAGGUCUUGGAGAGGAGUUGAUAUCCUUGUAUUUGAUUCAGCUCAUUGGUGGUCUCACUCUAAUAACACAAGCUCGUGGGAUUACUACAAGGAGGGAAAUAGUCUGAUAAAAAACAUGAAUCCUAUGGUUGCUUAUCAAAAAGGACUCAGUACAUGGGCAAGAUGGGUGGAUCUAAAUCUAGACCCCCAAAAAACCAAAGUCAUUUUCAGAAGCAUGUCACCUAGACAUAACAAGGAAAAUGGUUGGAAAUGCUAUAAUCAAAAACAACCUCUACCAUUUUUCAGCCUCCAAAAACAUACUCCUGAACCUUUGGUUGUGCUCCAAGGAGUGCUGAAGAGAAUGAGGUUUCCAGUAUACCUGCAAGAUAUUACAUCAAUGACUGCCUUACGCAGAGAUGGACAUCCUUCAGUGUACAGGAAUGCAAUAAGCCAAGAUGAGAAACAAAAACAAGGAACAGACCAUACUUCUGGUUGCAGUCAUUGGUGUCUCCCUGGUGUGCCUGAUAUUUGGAAUGAGAUGUUGAAUGCACUACUUUAA
Molecule: messenger RNA, 1122 nt
Organism: Vicia faba (fava bean)
Lineage: Eukaryota; Viridiplantae; Streptophyta; Magnoliopsida; Fabales; Fabaceae
Source: the annotation of a GenBank genome assembly